Messenger RNA from Striga asiatica, 384 nucleotides. Lineage: Eukaryota; Viridiplantae; Streptophyta; Magnoliopsida; Lamiales; Orobanchaceae. The record is from the annotation of a GenBank genome assembly.
AUGAACGCACGGUCAUCCCCGAUUGUUAUCCUGAAACUCGAAUUCGUCCUUGUAUCCUCCAUCGGAACUUGUACCACCGUUGAACUCGUAACCGGUGUCGGCGUUGCCGUUGUCGUAAUAAUACUUGCCGUUAUCCAUAUACCUGGUGUCGCUCAUCCCGAAAUCGCCGGCAUUGUUGUAGUAGUAAUUGUUUUUGUUGGUGUUUCUGAUUGGAUCGUAAUUGUAAUUCUGGACAUUUUGGGGGUCGGAUUUGGUUGGAAGCUGGGGUUCGGCGUAGAGGCCGUAGCCGCGUUCUUUCUGCGGGAGAAAAUCGGGCUCCUGAGGCUGCUGGGCAUUGGUCGUGACUUUGUCGAAGAAUCGGCUAUCCCUUGCGUUGGAAAUUGA